Octopus bimaculoides (California two-spot octopus) is the source of this 1522-nucleotide messenger RNA. RefSeq names its product matrilin-1. The record is from RefSeq and is a predicted model, not a curated record. NCBI's taxonomy places the organism in Eukaryota, Metazoa, Mollusca, Cephalopoda, Octopoda, Octopodidae.
GUCGUCUAUAUUGUUAUUGUUCUUGUUAUCGCAGCGGCAGGUUUAUAAUUAUUCCGUCUCAGGGAAGAAAGUGAUACACUUAAUAGCUGUGAGUGAUCUGACCAAUAUCACGAACAUACUUAAUAUUUUGGUUCAUCGCCUGACUAUGAAAAAGAAGAGAAUGAUGCUAUGUAACGCUAUGGUGCUUAUUUUGUUCCACAUAAGCGCGACGGAGGCCUUGUUUUUCAGAACGGGGCCAGUUAACUGCAUAGUCACCGAAUGGAGCGAGUGGAGUAAACCUCUCAGUUUUGGACUGGUGGAACGACAUCGCAAAAUACUUCGUCCGGCAGAGAACGGCGGAAAACCCUGUCCACCAACUUCAGAGAAACUGACAGUCAGGGAACAUCCGACAGUCAACCAAACAGCUGAACAUUUUGCUCGGAAAUUUGUAACGAAUCGCCGUCGCAUGUCCUAUUCGACCUACGUGGAGUCAAUAGAAAGAAUCUUACCUCGAGAUCUACUAAUCAUCAUGGACUCUUCAGGAAGUGUCUCCCCAGCAGAAUUUCAACAGAGCAAGCAAGCUAUGGCAGAAGUGAUUAAAAUUAUAUGUGGAGACGUUGGCCAGUCGUUUCAAGACAAUCGCAUUGCUGCUAUGCAUUAUUCCGAUUUCGUUUACGAGGAUUUCCCUUUCAACAAAAGUUAUCUGGAGGAAGAAGUUGCUUACAACAUACGACAGAUACCAAAACACAGUGGCUCUACCUGCACUGGAGAUGCAUUUAAUUACGCAAGGGUCGUUAUGCUGAAACCCGAGAAAGGUAUGCGACCUGAUUCCCAGUCCAUCAAGGAUGUCCUGAUACUAACUGAUGGUAAUUCGAAUUGUGGAUCUAAAGUAAAGAUUGCUGCAGACCGACUGAAGCAGGUGGCCAAUGUUUAUGCUCUGGCGAUUGGUAUGUGGCAGAAACAGAGAAGCGAAAUAAAAUCUUAUGCUUCAAGCCCAGCAGAAGACCAUUUAUUUUCAUUGAAAUACUUCAGUGAUCUUCCAGACUUUAUGGAAGGUGUCCGUACUUACAGUCAACAAGUUUAUUGCGUUCCAUUCUUUGGACAGAUGGUGUAACAGUAAUGGUAGGAAGAGAGGCGAUUCUAGUAGUAACGGUAAUAGUGGCAACAGCAGCUAUAGAAGCAUCAGCAUCAGCAAUAUUAGUAUUAGUAUUAGUAACAUGACCAGCUUACAUAACAUGGAUCUUGUUCAAAACGGGGGCACCAGUAUUUUCUUAACGAAACACUUAUGGAUCUUGUUCAAAACGGGGGCACCAGUAUUUUCUUAACGAAACACUUAUGGAUCUUGUUCAAAACGGGGGUACCAGUAUUUUCUUAACGAAACACUUUGAAACUUGGGACACUGGUACAAUGUGUCAUAUAAAACAUCUUUUUCUCUUAGUCUUCUUAACAAAAAAACGUACAUCGCAAGUUAUUUCAUGUUAAAGUUGUCGUAUUUCUGUAAUUUCAACCAAUGACUGACGUCCAUUCAGCCGAAUAACAGUAA